CGAGAUAUGAUUUGUAUUUAAAUAAAGCUAUGUUUUACUGUUCUAAACAUAACUAGUGAACUAUUCAGUAUGUUUACUUUGAAUGUUGGCUCUGUUAUAGCCAACUUAAUACUGUGUUCAUUGUGAACUCGGGCGGGUUAGUCAAACAAAAUAUGACGAUGAAUGGCUGCGACAGUAUAACGUGGGGACUGAACUCAGCUGCAAGUUAAAUACCUAGAUUAAAACCUAGAAAACGAACGUUUUCGGAAUAGAGCUGAAUACCAGGUUCAAUCCAAGAUAGCUAGCGAGCUAACUUGCCACCAAACAAAACACACGAGGUGAACGAGUUAGUUCAGCUAACGUUAAGUAUCUUAAAAUUUACAUUAAGCUAACGUUAUCUUAUAAACUAGCUAGAUAGAUAAUGUAGUCAACCAUCUCGCAAGGACUUGUUGGCCAGCCAAAAGCUACAUUUGUGAGGUGAUUUUAGGAAGUUUUGCUAGCCAUAUGAAAAGUUGAGAUACCGCUAUUAAUUUGUUGAGUUGAGAAGUGGCCGAACUUUUUGAGCUGAAGAGACGUUUCUGCAAUGGGGAAGAAAAAGCAUCAUAUCGGGAAACAUGAGCGCCCGGAAUCACGAGGAAAAGACAAGCGACACAAGAUGAAAGGCAAAUCGCUGGAGACAUUCACGGAUGAGAUGCACGGCGCCUUACAAGCGAGUCUGCAGGCAGAUGGAGAGGAGGAGGCCCAGGUCAAACUGCCCUGCCCCCUGGCAAUGUGGGAGCUUGGCCACUGUGACCCCAAUCGCUGCACAGGCAGGAAGCUGGUGCGAAAGGGCCUGGUGCGCAACCUGAGACUUAACCAGAGAUUCAAUGGCCUCAUCCUCAGCCCCAUGGGAACCAAAUAUGUUUCUCCGCAAGACCGGGAGAUUGUAGCUCAGAGUGGGCUGGCGGUGAUAGACUGCUCCUGGGCAAAGCUGGAGGAGACGCCCUUUAGCAAGAUGAGGGGGAGCCACCCCCGCUUGCUACCAUACCUGGUGGCGGCCAAUCCUGUCAAUUAUGGCAAGCCCUGCAAGCUGUCCUGUGUGGAGGCCUUUGCUGCCACCUUCUGCAUCGUGGGGUUCAGAGACCUGGCUGUGAUCCUGCUGAGGAAGUUUAAGUGGGGGAAAGUGUUCCUGGACCUGAACCAGACGCUGCUGGAGCGUUACGCAGCCUGUCAAUCGGAGGAGGAGGUGCUGGCUGUAGAGAAGGAGUUCCUCACCUCUAAGCCAGAGGAGGAGGAGAUAGAUCCAUUUGAUGUGGACAGUGGUCGCGAGUGUUCCAAUCUCAACAGACCCAGAUGGGCUGCUCAAGAUGAGGAAGAUGAGGGGACAGACAGUGAGGGAGAGCCGACAUCAGAUGAGGAGGAUGAUAUCCGUCAUGGCAAGAGCGAGAGAGGGGAAGAAGAUGAUGAAGAGAGUGAGGAGCAGGAGGAGGAGGAGGAAAAUGAGGAUGAGGGCAGAACGGCAUCUGCUCCUAGUGCAAAUGUGAUUUGGAAAGGAGCAAAGAAAAGAAUAAGGAACUGACUUACUGCUACAGCAGUAAAUACCAAUAUUUUGUUGUGACUUCAAUAAAAUAGUAGUCUUUGAACUGUUUAGCCAAGGCUGCUCGGUGUUAUCCAAAGCAAUCCAGGGCAAUCAGCUGUAUUCAGAGUACACUUUUAAAUGUGAACCUGGUGAAUGCCUCAGCUGCAGUUUUAUUGAAAUGCUCUCAUUCAUUUAGACUUGCUUACCAGACUAAAAAAGACUUAACAGUGCCUGCUUUUUGUAUUGAUGAAUGUACUUGGUGAUAACCAAGGGUGAAUCUCAAGGCUGAAAAUGUGAAGUGAAGAAAUGCUGCAAGACCUCUUGAAUGAAGUUUAAACAAGGCAUUCUGAGAACUGAUAGCAAAACCUCUUCCAUACAGACAAAGCAACAUGAAACCUUAAAUACUUCAACAUAACGAAGAAAAGAUACGGUAUAUGGUCCAGUGAAGUUCACGGACAAAUAAUCAACAUCUACUGUGUGCCACAACAUGUGCUGUGUAACAUUUUCAAAUAUAUUUAUAUACUUUAGUCACAAUUCGAGGGUCCUUAAAGAUAGAAACAUUCAAUUCAAUACUCUGAUUCACGUUAAACUGCAUUGCACAAUAGAGGGAAAAAUAUUGACACUUUUUUCAAUAGACAGAUACGAGGAGAGUUAUUUUGUCUCAUACAAAGCUGAUAGCAUUGUUCUUCCUGGGCUGCUUCCCUCUUAGCAUACAUGUGGUAUUAAGACCAGAAUGUGGAAACACCAAACUGCACUAGUCAUAUUACACUUGCCUUAGCAAACAAAUGCUUGGCCAUUUUCAAAAGAAGUAAUACAGCACAGCAACUGGACAUUUAUCUACAGACUUAAAAUCAAGUUAUUAUAAGCUCUUUGCUCUUUACAAUACAACUGCUUUA
Molecule: messenger RNA, 2433 nt
Organism: Megalops cyprinoides (Indo-Pacific tarpon)
Lineage: Eukaryota; Metazoa; Chordata; Actinopteri; Elopiformes; Megalopidae
Gene: tsr3
Product: TSR3 ribosome maturation factor
Exons: 6
Coding region: 563-1537 (324 amino acids)
Biological process (GO): maturation of SSU-rRNA
Molecular function (GO): rRNA small subunit aminocarboxypropyltransferase activity
Source: RefSeq, a predicted model, not a curated record